This is a messenger RNA of Cannabis sativa, 3159 nucleotides long. Its product is annotated as nitrate reductase [NADH]. NCBI's taxonomy places the organism in Eukaryota, Viridiplantae, Streptophyta, Magnoliopsida, Rosales, Cannabaceae. The record is from RefSeq and is a predicted model, not a curated record. Gene Ontology annotation, biological process: nitrate assimilation; nitric oxide biosynthetic process. The transcript has 4 exons. Gene Ontology annotation, molecular function: molybdenum ion binding; heme binding; nitrate reductase (NADPH) activity. The coding region runs from base 179 to 2890 and encodes 903 amino acids.
CUCACUCUCUCCACUGAACCCAGAUAACCAUAAACAGAUACAUAACAUCUCCCUAUCUCUUUUGAAAGGGAAAAAGAAGAGGAAAAAACGAAAAGAGAGAGAAAUAAGUCAAUAUUGGUAAUUCAAUUUACAUCUCUUUCUUCUUAUUUGAAGUCUUUUAGGUGAUUUUUCAUUCAUCAUGGCGGCGUCAGUGGAAAAUCGUCAGUAUACUCACCUCGAACCCGCCAGGAACGGCGUCGUUCGGUCGUUCAAGUCCGGACCUAGCCACAGGUCCGACUCCCCGGUUCGCGGGUACACCGUACAUACCAACUUUCCAAAGAAACACGUGGCAAUAGACGAUUCGUCCAGUGAUGAGGAGGACGAGAGCGAAACCCAAAAGGAGUACCAGGAUUUGAUCGUUAGGGGCAAGAACGAAGUGGAGCCGUCGAUCAAUGAUCCCAGAGAUGAUGGUACGUCUGACAGCUGGAUCGAUCGCAACCCCAGCAUGGUCCGUCUCACGGGGAAGCACCCUUUCAACUCUGAGCCACCCCUGACCCGACUCAUGCACUACGGUUUCAUUACCCCAGUCCCGCUCCACUACGUCCGUAACCACGGGGCCGUACCCAAGGCCAACUGGGCCGACUGGUCCGUCGAGGUGACAGGGUUGGUCAAGAGGCCGACCCGUUUCACCAUGGACCAACUGGUCAACGAGUUCCCUAGUCGGGAAUUCGGUGCUUCCCUGGUCUGUGCCGGGAACCGCCGAAAGGAGCAGAACCUUGUAAAGCAGACAAUUGGAUUCAACUGGGGGGCGGCUGGCAUCUCGACCUCUGUUUGGCGGGGCGUGCCGCUACGCGCUUUGUUGAAGCGGUGUGGUAUCAUGACCCGUAAGAAUGGGGCCCUCAACGUGUGCUUCGAGGGUGCGGAGGACCUUCCCGGCGGUGGUGGCUCCAAGUACGGUACGAGUAUAAAGAAAGAGAUGGCCAUGGACCCUUCUAGAGAUAUAAUACUGGCUUACAUGCAGAACGGUGAGCUUUUGGCUCCGGACCACGGUUUUCCGGUGAGGAUGAUUAUACCUGGUUUUAUUGGGGGCCGUAUGGUAAAAUGGCUCAAGAGGAUUAUUGUUACUACUCCAGAAUCUGACAACCACUACCAUUUCAAGGAUAAUAGAGUUCUUCCUUCUCAUGUUGAUGCUGAGCUCGCUAACGCAGAAUCAUGGUGGUACAAGCCCGAACAUAUAAUAAACGAGUUGAACAUAAACUCAGUGAUAACAACGCCGUGCCACGAGGAGAUCUUGCCCAUUAACUCGUGGACCACUCAGAGACCCUACACGUUAAAGGGAUAUUCGUAUUCUGGAGGAGGAAAGAAGGUGACACGUGUGGAAGUUACAAUGGACGGGGGUGAGACGUGGCACGUGUGCACGUUGGACCAUCCUGAGAAGCCUAACAAGUACGGCAAAUACUGGUGUUGGUGUUUUUGGUCUUUGGAAGUGGAAGUUCUCAACCUUUUGGUGGCCAAGGAAAUAGCCGUUCGAGCCUGGGAUGAGUCCCACAAUACCCAACCCGAGAAGCUCAUCUGGAAUGUCAUGGGAAUGAUGAACAACUGUUGGUUCAGAGUGAAGACGAGUGUGUGCAAGCCCCACAAGGGUGAAAUUGGAAUUAUAUUUGAGCACCCGACCCAACCCGGAAACCAAUCGGGCGGGUGGAUGGCGAAGGAGCGACAUUUGGAGUCCACCGAGACAAACCACACUCUCAAAAAGAGUGUGUCAUCACCAUUCAUGAACACCACUUCAAAGACUUACUCCUUAUCCGAAGUUAGGAAGCACAACUCAGCCCAGUCUUGCUGGAUCAUCGUCCACGGCCACAUCUACGACUGCACACGCUUUGUCAAAGACCACCCUGGCGGCGCAGACAGCAUUCUCAUCAACGCCGGUACAGACUGUACGGAAGAGUUCGAAGCCAUCCACUCCGAUAAGGCCAAGAAAAUGCUCGAAGACUACCGUAUCGGCGAACUUAUCACCUCCGGCUACGCUUCCGACGGCUCUUCACCGAACAACUCUGUUCACGGCUCGUCUAAUGCGCUCUCCCACUUGGCGCCUAUCAAAGAGGCGCCGACAAUGAUGACACGUGCAGUGGCAUUGGUACCUAGGGAGAAAAUCCCAUGCAAACUCGUCGAAAAGACAUCUAUCUCCCAUGACGUGAGAGUUUUUAAGUUCGCUCUUCCUUCCGAGGAUCAGUUAUUGGGCCUCCCCGUUGGCAAGCACAUCUUUUUAUGUGCCACCAUUGAUGAGAAGCUCUGUAUGAGAGCCUACACUCCGACGAGCUCGGUGGACGAAGUGGGCUUCUUCGAGCUCGUGGUGAAGAUCUACUUCAAGAAUGUUCAUCCUAGAUUCCCCAACGGUGGGAUGAUGUCUCAGUAUUUGGACUCGUUGAGUUUGGGAUCAAUGUUGGACGUGAAAGGCCCAUUGGGCCACAUUGAGUAUUUGGGCCGAGGUCAGUUUUCGGUCCAUGGUAAACCCAAAUUUGCUAAGAAGCUUGCUAUGCUGGCGGGUGGGACCGGGAUCACGCCGAUUUAUCAGGUGGUCCAGGCCAUCCUUAAGGACCCAGAAGACGAGACUGAGAUGUUUGUCGUUUAUGCCAACCGGACUGAGGAUGAUAUACUGUUGAAAGAGGAACUUGACGGUUGGGCCAGGAAGUGUGACAGGUUCAAAGUGUGGUAUGUGGUGGAGAGUGCUAAGGAAGGGUGGGAAUACAGCACGGGCUUCAUCACGGAGGGUAUACUGAGGGAGCACAUUCCUGAAGGGUCCAUUGACACUUUGGCAUUGACUUGUGGACCACCACCUAUGAUCCAGUUUGCUGUGCAGCCUAAUCUGGAGAAGAUGAAUUAUGAGAAGGAUUCCUUGUUAAUCUUUUAGAGUGAGCGAGAGAUAUAUGAUAAAGAAAAAAAGAAGAGGAGGAAGAAGAAGAAGAAUGAAACUGUAUAUAUAUUAAUAAUAUAUAUAUUUGGGUAACAAGUGCUUCUAGACAUGAUAUAUAUGUUGUAUUCUAGACUACUGUUGGUAAUUACAUAUUCUUUCUUAUUUAAGUGUUCUUUUUUUUAGUCGUACGUGAACAAGCUAAUGUAUAUACUUGUAUUAAAGUUUAUUAUAUUUUAAUGCGAAAAAGUCAACUUCGUUUUCUUAAA